Clonostachys byssicola is the source of this 591-nucleotide messenger RNA. The record is from the annotation of a GenBank genome assembly. NCBI's taxonomy places the organism in Eukaryota, Fungi, Ascomycota, Sordariomycetes, Hypocreales, Bionectriaceae.
AUGUCACCAGUUGCUCCGCCAGCCCAGGCGGUCAUCCGCCGCAGCGCAGCAUCACCCGAGGCGGGGAAUGAGGAGACGGGUUUGACUCAGCGCUUGAACCAACAAAGGGCGCUCGACUUUCAGCAGUGGUUGUUGCAGGCACUUAAUUCUCUGCCCCUUACGAUAUCUCAGCCUACUAACCCCAGCUUAUUGCCUCAAUUCCGCUCUGAAUGGAACCUGCCACCACCUAGAAGCGGUCCCCGCAUCAUCGAAUUGCCAGAUAUUCCUCCUACUCCUAUUUCUCCACUGAGAGCUACGGCAUCAAGGCUUGCACGGCGACACUCGGCCGACUCUUCCUCCACGGGGAGCUUAUUACCUUUGCCACCUCGAGGCAAGAGUCAAGAUGAACUAGAGCGAGACGCAUAUGAUCACUUCAUUGCCGAUGUCAAGCGGCUCCUAGACCCCUUGAUAAGUGAGGAAGAGGGGUUGUCGAAAAGAAACUCGACAAUUUACAAUGAAGGAUCUGUUUUCCUAUGCUGGGGUAGCGCCACGAAUUGCCGAGUCCUCAGCGUCAAGCACUUUCAACGAGAUAUGGACCACGAGCUGUUCUGA